CCACUCACCGAGUCGCGGAGAUAGCGAGUGACCGAGUCGGACUCUUUCUUCUUCCUCUUCUUCUUCGUCUUCUAUUCCGCUCGCUGUCUGUCUGUCUGUCUGUCUCGCUCGUCGUCCUCAUCUCCACCUCGGCUUUCCUUGUCUCUUUUGAGGACCGACCUCGACCGCCAUUAAUUUCCUCUCCCUCCUCCUCAGACCGAACCUGCAAAAGUCGCAUUACCUGCGUGCCCCCUCUCUCUCUCUCUCUCUCUGCCACCACUCCCUGACACACUCCAACUACCUCCAUUACUCUCUCUCUCUCUCUCAUCAUGUUUCGCCUCGCAUUCAAUGAAGAUCGGUCGUACAGCAUUCGGUUUCUUCAUUGCGAGCUCUGACAGCGAUCUCACCCCUCCUCCCGAGGCUCCGUCACUCCUCCGUCGCGGCAGUUACUAGCCAUUUCUUUCUCCCCUUCCGUUAACCAGCCCCGUCUCUCCGUUUUCCCCGUUUCCGUUUCCGUUUCGUCUUCGUGUUUCCGAGUUUCGACUCGGAGUCCGUCCUGAGACAUUCCUUCCGAGCAAUUAUUAACCAGCUAGCAAGCAGCAUUUCCGCCAUUUCUCUCCGACUAUAUAUUCUCAUUCCCUCGAUUUCGCGUGUUUCGUUUGCUUUCCCGGGAAAACGGCCGCCGUGUGUUCCCUUCCCGGCAUUUCGCGGCGUGUUCUCGGAAUCCUGUCUAUCUUUCUCUCCCGCACGUUGUCCAGAUUGUUCCCUGAAUUGAUGGAUGCGAGGGGGGUUUCAAUCUCUACUUGUCCUCUCUUCGGCGUGUUUAACCUUCACGUUCGAUUUGAUCAGGCUAUUCUUCGGUUUUAGGACCUGACCUGCUUCAUCUCCAGCAACUUCUUCUUCUUCUUCUUCUUCUUCUUCUUCUUGGCGGUGAAAGUGAGAACUCUCGAGAUACUAGAGCUCCAAAUUUCUCUCCGAAAUGGGCCAUGUUUCCUGCUUUCUGUUGCUUUUUCUUUCGGGAAUCAUCAUGCUAAUUCCGACCACACACCAACUGCAGACGUAUCAAUCGCAGGUCCUGCUUCAAGUACGGAAGCACCUGGAGUACCCACCAUUUUUGGACGUUUGGGUAAAUUACACUGGAGAUGUCUGCAGCGUCCCUCACUCUCCCCAGUUGAGCAUCUCCUGCCAAGACACCUUCAUCACCGAGCUCAGGAUCAUGGGAGACAAGCGCGUCAGGGGCUGGGACUUCGAUGGCCACGCAAUUCCCAACCAGACUCUGUCGGAGACCUUCUCUGUCGAUUCCUUCGUGACCACUCUGACGAGGCUGACCAGCUUGAGAGUGCUCAGCCUGGUCUCCCUCGGCAUCUGGGGACCGCUCCCUGAUAAAAUCCACCGGCUAUCUUCGCUCGAGCUCUUGGAUUUGAGCUCGAAUUACUUGUUCGGCCCGAUCCCGAGUCAGAUAUCGAGGCUGGGGAGCCUCCAAAUACUGACUCUAGAUGGGAAUUACUUCAAUGGCAGCGUUCCUGAUGGCUUGGACUCCAUGUUCAAUUUGACCGUCUUGAGUCUCAAGAACAACCGGCUCGGCGGUCCGUUUCCGUCAUCCAUUUCGACGAUAAAGACACUCACUACUGUGGCUCUAUCUAAGAACGAGAUGACUGGUAAAUUGCCUGAUUUGGGUGCCUUGAGCAGCCUUCACCUGCUGGACUUGAUAGACAAUCAUUUCGAUUCCGACCCGCCUAAUUUGCCAAAAGGGUUGGUCACUGUGCUUCUGAGUAGGAAUUCUUUCUCUGGUGAUAUUCCUGAGCAAUAUGGUGAAUUGGGUCAGCUCCAACACCUUGAUCUGUCCUUCAAUCUUUUGACCGGAAUGCCUCCGCAAGCCCUGUUCUCUCUGCCGAACAUCAGUUAUUUGGAUUUGUCCUCGAACAUGUUCAGCGGUUCGCUCCCGGGGAGUCUACAUUGCGGAAGUAAGUUAGGCUUGGUAGACAUAUCUAACAAUAAGUUCAUCGGCCAGCUUCCUUCAUGCCUGGGCACUACUUCGGCCAAGCCCGUGGUUAAGUUUAGCGGGAACUGUUUGUCCGUUGAUGUUAAACAUCAGCACAGCGAGUCUUACUGUAAGACACCUGCUGGGGGGAGGAAGCAUUUCCUUAGAGGAGAAUUAGUAGUUUUGAUAGCCGUCCUCCUUGGUGCUGCUCUCGUCAUUGUGCUUUUGGCGAUUGGACUUCUUAUCUUCCGUAGGAAAGUUCGUUCUAGAGGACCAUUUGAGCAGCAUGAUUUUCCAAAGGUUGUACAAGAGAAUGCUCCUACUGGGCUGUCUGCCGAAUUCCUGGCCAACGCCAGGUUGAUAUCCGAGGCAGCGAAGAUAGGGUCACAAAACGCACCUUCAUAUCGACUGUUCGCAUUGGAAGAGUUGAGGGAAGCGACGAAUAACUUUGCUGCAUCAAAUUUUAUUGGUGAAGGCUCUAUCGGGAAGCUUUACAAAGGAAGGCUUGAGAGUGGAGCCUAUGUUGCCAUUCGAUCCAUAGCCUCGCUGAAGAAACAUUCAGUGCAGAAUCUCAGGGUUCGGCUCGACUUGUUUUCGAAGCUCCAUCAUCCACAUUUGGUCGGACUUUUGGGCCAUUGUGUUGGUGGUCAAGCACAAGAUGAAUCCAGUACUAAGGUCUUCCUCAUAUACGAGUAUGUGGUCAAUGGAAAUUACCGUACCCACUUAACAGAGAAUUCUCUGGAGAAGGUUCUGAAUUGGUCAGAUAGAUUGGCCAUACUCAUUGGUGUUGCCAAGGCUGUGCAUUUUCUUCAUACCGGAGUCAUUCCCGGUUGCUUCAACAAUAGGUUGAAAACAAAUAAUAUAUUGCUUGACGAGCAUCAGAUUGCCAAGCUAAGUGACUAUGGGAUGUCCAUUCUCACUGAUGAUUUCGAAAAGUUGGAGGCAAAGGGAGAAGGACAUAAAACAGGUCGGAAGAUGAACAUGGAGGAUGAUGUGUACAAUUUCGGAUUCAUAUUACUCGAGUCCCUUGUCGGGACCAUAGUUACCGGGAAAGAAGAGGCAUUUCUGCUGAAUGAAAUGGCAUCUUUCGGUAGCCAGGACGGACGGAGACGGAUUGUGGACCCAAUUGUCUUAACGACUUGCUCACAAGAGUCGUUGUCCAUCGCGGUAUCCAUCACGAACAAAUGCAUAUCUCCCAACCCGUCCGCUCGGCCCUCUUUUGAGGACGUCCUCUGGAACUUACAGUAUGCGGCCCAAGUCCAGGCGGCCUACGAUACCGACCAAAAAUCCGACACUGCCUCUCAGUCCUGAGGAAGGGCCUGCAUUUUCAGGGACCGAGCUCUCCUGUAAAUAGUCGGGGGGGCUACGCAGGCGUAAACCGAUUCUUCUUUCGAUUUCUCAAUACAGGCGAGAGCGUGAAGCAGGCUUUGACAUGUUUGCCCAUUUGAAUCUCGAAUCCGUCCGCCAUACGGUCUCAACAGCAAGCAUCAGCAUCAGCCCGUGAUGCUCAAUCGGAUUAUUCUCAUCUGGAUGGUACAUCGUUCGGUGAUGCUUUGUCCUGGAAAUGGCUGUCUUGUCCAGGAGCAUCUAUCGACUCUCUCUCACACGGUGUCCACAUUUCUUUAAUUUUGGGCUUUUUACUCGGCCUUAGGUGGUCCAGUCAUUGCCACUCCCCACUGAAAAAUAAGACGAUUCCAAAGCAUUUGAUGGAUUCUCCACCGUCCAUGGUUGGCCGUGAGCUGUGCUGUACGAGCUGAAGUCAACGUCACCCACGAACCAAUUCGUCUUGCUCAUCACUCCCAUCUCCUUUCGCUCUCGCGAGAACUUGUCUUGUCGUGCCGGCUUCCAAAGUUUCUGGCUCUGCUGUUGCAAUUCGUAUUCACAUGCUAUAUUCAAAUUACGAGAUGGUAGAAAUUGAUUUACUUUCUUUUUUUUUUCGAUAUUUUAUCUGAAACUCCAUAAGUCAAAGUUGCAUUUAUUAAUUCCUUUCAAUUUUGUAUUCGUUACAUGUUCCAAUUUGUAUAUAAAAAUUGUUUUUAUU
Messenger RNA from Eucalyptus grandis, 4001 nucleotides. Its product is annotated as probable inactive leucine-rich repeat receptor-like protein kinase At3g03770. The record is from RefSeq and is a predicted model, not a curated record. Lineage: Eukaryota; Viridiplantae; Streptophyta; Magnoliopsida; Myrtales; Myrtaceae. The transcript has 7 exons. Gene Ontology annotation, biological process: protein phosphorylation. Gene Ontology annotation, molecular function: ATP binding; protein kinase activity; receptor serine/threonine kinase binding. Bases 959 to 3271 code for a protein of 770 amino acids.